Xenopus laevis (African clawed frog) is the source of this 2746-nucleotide messenger RNA. It is a transcript of the gene mef2d.S, whose product is annotated as myocyte enhancer factor 2D S homeolog. The record is from RefSeq and is marked provisional. Lineage: Eukaryota; Metazoa; Chordata; Amphibia; Anura; Pipidae. Gene Ontology annotation, molecular function: RNA polymerase II transcription regulatory region sequence-specific DNA binding; histone deacetylase binding; protein dimerization activity. Gene Ontology annotation, cellular component: nucleus. Gene Ontology annotation, biological process: regulation of DNA-templated transcription; cell differentiation; positive regulation of DNA-templated transcription.
CAUCUCUCGGCCCUGGUAAACACUAACAAGUGAAGCCGGCCGAAAGCUUUCAGAACAUCUGGAACCAGCAGGAGAAGAACAUGAACUGAAGAGGAAAGAAAAAAAAAAAAGGGGGUUCAUUUUCAAUUAUUUCAUGAACACAUUGUGAGGAGCAAGAGGAGGGGGGUCAAAAAAAAACGGGAACCCGUUCACUGCAAGGUCUUCGCUGGUCGGUGAGGAUUUUCCAGGAAUCAUGGGCAGAAAAAAGAUCCAGAUUCAGAGGAUCACAGAUGAGCGAAACCGACAGGUGACGUUCACGAAGCGCAAAUUUGGCCUGAUGAAGAAGGCCUACGAGUUGAGCGUCCUAUGCGACUGCGAGAUCGCCCUCAUCAUCUUCAACCACUCAAACAAGUUAUUUCAGUAUGCCAGCACCGACAUGGACAAAGUACUACUCAAGUACACUGAAUACAACGAGCCCCAUGAGAGCCGGACUAAUGCAGACAUCAUAGAGACGUUGAGAAAGAAAGGUUUUAAUGGGUGUGACAGCCCCGAGCCCGAUGGGGACGACUCCAUUGACCAGAGCCCCCUCAUGGAAGACAAGUACCGCAAGGCCAGCGAGGACCUGGACAUUCUAUUCAAAAGAUAUGGUUCUGCAGUGCCAGCUCCGAAUUUUGCCAUGCCGGUUACCGUUCCAGUGACCAACCAAAAUGCACUGCAUUUCAGCAACCCAGGAGGUUCCUUAAUCACACAGUCACUGAUGACUUCCUCAUUGACAGACCCACGGCUCCUGUCUCCACCCCAGCCGUCCUUACAGAGGAACACAGUAUCACCUGGUCUACCUCAGAGGCCAGCCAGUGCAGGUGCAAUGUUGGGAGGGGAACUGAACAACUCCAAUGGAACGUGCCCAAGCCCUGUAGGAAAUGGUUAUAUCAGCGCUAGAGCCUCUCCGGGUCUCUUACCUGUAUCCAAUGGGAACAGUCUGGGGAAAGUCAUCCAAGCUAAAUCUCCACCGUCUCCUAACCAAAAUAGCCAGCUCGGAGCCAACAGCCGCAAGCCGGAUCUGCGUGUCAUCACCUCACAAGGGGGAAAAGGGUUGAUGCAUCAUUUGACCGAGGAGCAGUUGGAGAUGAGUGUCCAGCGGUUAGGAGGAGUUUCACAAGCGACCCAUUCGCUCACGACCCCGGUUGUUUCAGUGGCGACUCCUAGUUUACUGUCACAUCAUGGACUGCCUUUCUCUGCCAUGUCCACAGCAUACAACACAGACUACCAGCUGACCAGUGCAGACCUGGCAUCCCUCUCUACGUUCAGUUCUCCCGGCAGUUUGUCACUCGGCAAUGUGACUGCCUGGCAACAUCAGCAGCAACAACAGCAACAACAUAACCAACCGCAACAACUCAUCCCGGUGUCACUCAGUAACCUUGUAUCCAGCAGUCACCUCCCACACACUGCCACCCUGACGGUCAACACCAACCCCAUCAACAUCAGCAUCAAAAGGGAACCGGCGUCCCCAAACAGAGAGCGUAGUACAGGCACCCCACUGAGCUGCUUCUCCCACCAGAGUCGGCACGAAGCCACCGGCCGCUCUCCUGUCGACAGCCUAAGUAGCAACGCCAGCUCUUUUGAAGGGAACGAUCGAGAGGACCCACGGGGAGACUACACCUCGUCCCUCGGUCUUCUGAGACCCUCGGGUGACACGGAGAGCGAGAGCCAAUCUGUAAAACGCAUGCGACUUGACGCAUGGGUAACAUAACCACCCUUUGUUCUGACACUUUAUUCUUUCGCUCGCAGCCCGCAUAAGGGCCGGGCAGAAGGGUGGAGUGCGACAAGGGAGGGUGGGGAGGGAAAAGGAAUAGCCGCCAGUGGGAUAUAUUGCUGUAGGGUGGGAACCUAUCAUAAACUGCCUGAGAUAUAGCUUUAGUAUUUGGUAGGCAUUCUUCCUAGUCCAGUGCCCCUGGCAAUGUCUGCAGAGGUCACGGCACUCCAUGGCUGCAGUGUAUAACUCUGCUGUGUAUAACCGCACAUCUCCAGCACUCCAAAGAUACCUGCUACCUUGUUGGAGUCUUCUUCAACCGCAGCUGCUAAAUUUGCCCCCACACUGACUUCAGUUUGCCCUCUCCGCCCCUCUCACUGCCUUACCUCUUGCUCAAAACACAGACUUUUGCCACUGUGCUGGGGCAGCUUUAAAUUCCGCAAGGGGCAGCAGCAGAAGGAAACCUGGAGAGCUCUGUAUAGUUAUACACAGUGGUUCAUUCACUCACAGGAUUAAUAUAAUGGUUUAAAUCCCAAUUUGGAUGCACGGUACAGCAAGGGGCUGUUGCCAUACAUGGAUCCAUGCCGCUUCAGAGAACUUUGCUUAUUUACAAGCUUUGGAGGGGUCACUUCUGUCUAUGAACAUUGUGUCGUCACCCCGACAUUGUGACAUCAUCUGCUCAGCUUCAUUUUUGCCUAUUUAUCUGUGGUGAAAUGCUCAUGUACAAAAUGCUGCGUUACUUACGGACAAUGGAUUCUGCCGUAUACAGGUCAGCGCAGCGUUAUAUUAACCUUUCACCAAGAGAUAUAUUCAGGAUCUAUGCCGGACGGAGCCUACCCUCCUCUUCAACCUCACAGUGAAGAUAAAGGCCAAGUGACACCGUCCAGAUGUAUCCCCGUCCCAAAUCCAUGCCCUGAUCUCUCCAGCUUCAGAUCCUCGAUGCAUAUCAAGUCUGCAUGUUCACCCCCGCCCCUGUCAGCCAUGGAGUUCUGUAUAAUGCAGACAUUGCCUUUUUUA